AGCAAGGUACCGAGAAACAUGAAGGAGCAGGCACGUCUGGGAUUACUGAUCAGGAAAAGGAAUUGUCAAGCAGUGCAUUACAAGCUUUUCUGGCUGGAAAUUAUGAUGCUUGUUUGCAACACCUAAAUACCCUUCAAGAGAUAAACAAAGAUGACUACAAAAUAACUUUGAAUACUGCUGUUGCUGAGUUCUGUAAAAGUAACCAGACUACAACAGACAAUUUGAGACAAACCCUUAACCAGCUGAAGAACCAGGUUCACUCUGCUGUUGAAGAAAUGGAUGGUUUAGAUGAUGUUGAAAAUAGUAUGCUGUACUACAAUCAAGCUGUUAUUCUGUAUCAUCUGCGUCAGUAUACCGAAGCUAUAUCCGUUGGGGAGAAGCUGUACCAGUUUAUAGAGCCUUUUGAAGAGAAGUUUGCCCAGGCUGUGUGCUUCUUGCUUGUAGACUUAUACCUGCUAACUUACCAAGCUGAGAAAGCCUUGCAUCUGCUUGCUGUUCUGGAAAAAAUGAUUUCACAGGGCAACAAUAACAGCAAGAAUGGAAAAGAGUCAGGUAAUAACACAAAUAAAGAUUCCUCAAAUCAAAAAGCUGAAAGUGGAGCUUUAAUAGAAGUUGCUAAAUCUAAGAUACAUCAGUAUAAGGUGAGAGCCUAUAUCCAGAUGAAGUCACUAAAAGCAUGCAAAAGGGAGAUCAAGUCUGUUAUGAAUACAGCUGGGAAUUCAGCUCCUUCUCUCUUUCUUAAAAGCAAUUUUGAAUAUUUGAGGGGCAAUUAUCGUAAAGCGGUGAAACUUCUGAACAGUGCGAACAUUGCUGAACAUCCAGGCUUCAUGAAAACAGGUGAAUGCCUAAGGUGUAUGUUCUGGAACAAUCUUGGCUGCAUCCACUUUGCAAUGGGAAAGCACAAUUUAGGAAUUUUUUACUUCAAAAAAGCCUUGCAAGAAAACGAUAAUGCGUGUGCACAGCUAGGAACAGGCAGCUCAGAUCCAGGUAAAAAAUUUUCAGGGAGACCCAUGUGUACGCUACUGACUAACAAACGGUAUGAGUUGCUCUAUAACUGUGGAAUUCAGCUCUUGCAUAUUGGGAGGCCCUUAGCUGCCUUUGAAUGCCUGAUUGAGGCAGUCCAGGUUUAUCACUCAAACCCUCGUCUUUGGCUGAGAAUAGCAGAAUGCUGCAUUGCUGCCAAUAAAGGGACAUCAGAACAAGAAACUAAAGGUCUUCCCAGCAAAAAGGGAAUUGUACAAUCUAUAGUAGGUCAAGGCUACCACCGUAAGAUAGUCCUAGCAUCCCAGUCAAUACAGAAUGUCGUUUAUAAUGAUGGGCAGUCCUCAGCAAUACCCGUAGCCAGUAUGGAGUUUGCAGCGAUUUGUCUAAGAAAUGCCUUGCUGCUACUACCAGAGGACCAGCAGGAGCCAAAGCAGGAAAAUGGAUCUAAAACUAGUAAUCAGCUGGGGGGAAAUACAGAAAACAGUGAAAGCAGUGAAGCAUGCAGCAAUAAAAGUCAUGAAGGGGAUAAAUUCAUUGCAGCUCCACCUUCUUCGCCUUUGAAGAAACAGGAAUUAGAAAAUUUAAGGUGCUCAAUACUUGCGUGUAGUGCUUACGUGGCUCUGGCUUUGGGUGAUAACCUUAUGGCAUUGAAUCACGCAGAUAAACUUCUUCAGCAACCAAAGCUGUCAGGGUCUCUUAAGUUUCUUGGGCAUUUGUAUGCAGCAGAAGCUCUCAUCUCUCUAGACAGAAUAUCUGAUGCCAUCACUCACUUGAACCCUGAGAACGUCACUGAUGUUUCCCUCGGGAUCUCUUCGAAUGAGCAGGAUCAAGGGUCUGACAAAGGAGAGAAUGAGGCGAUGGAAUCUUCUGGCAAGCAGACCCCACAGUGUUAUCCUAGUUCGGUCACAUCUGCGCGAACAAUGAUGUUAUUUAACCUUGGAAGUGCUUACUGUUUGAGGAGUGAAUAUGACAAAGCUCGAAAGUGUCUUCAUCAGGCUGCUUCGCUGAUCCACCCCAAAGAGAUCCCUCCAGAGGCUAUUCUGCUGGCUGUAUAUCUUGAAUUACAGAAUGGUAACACGCAGCUGGCACUGCAGAUCAUCAAGAGAAACCAGCUUCUCCCUUCUGUGAAAACACUCUCUGACAUGCGGAAGAAGCCUGUGUUUCAGCCAGUCCACGCCAUCCAGCCCAUUCAGAUGCCGGCUUUCACCACAGUUCAAAGGAAGUGAGGUCGUGCUUCAACCUGCUGCUGCCCUGCCCACGAGGGUGGGGGAUUUUGUAUAUUUUUUUUUAACCUAGGACAUCUGCAUACCCCAAUUGCUGGAGUGUGUUCAUUUAUGUAAAUUUUUAAUAAAACAUAUAAA
Messenger RNA from Balearica regulorum gibbericeps (East African grey crowned-crane), 2345 nucleotides. The record is from RefSeq and is a predicted model, not a curated record. Lineage: Eukaryota; Metazoa; Chordata; Aves; Gruiformes; Gruidae.